Messenger RNA from Zalophus californianus (California sea lion), 5994 nucleotides. It is a transcript of the gene BNC2, whose product is annotated as basonuclin 2. The transcript has 8 exons. Bases 96 to 3419 code for a protein of 1107 amino acids. The record is from RefSeq and is a predicted model, not a curated record. Lineage: Eukaryota; Metazoa; Chordata; Mammalia; Carnivora; Otariidae. Gene Ontology annotation, cellular component: nucleus. Gene Ontology annotation, biological process: regulation of DNA-templated transcription.
AGAAGGAGCGAGAGGCGGCCGAGGGGCUGGUCCAGGCGCGGCCGCUAAGAGGAGACCAAGAGGCGGGGGCUGCACUUGACAACCAGCAUGCGGAGAUGUCAGAAGAGGCAGAAGUGGAUGUGAGAGAAAGAGAGACACAGAGAGACAGAGAGCCAAAGAGGGCAAGAGACUUGACUUUAAGAGACUCCUGUACUGACAACUCCAUGCAGUUCGGAACCAGAACGACUACAGCUGAACCAGGGUUCAUGGGGACAUGGCAAAACGCUGAUACUAACCUCUUAUUCAGAAUGUCCCAACAGGUUCCAGUGGCAUGUGCUGGCAGAGUGCUGGGUGCAGACUUUUGCCCAAACCUGGAGGAGCCAGACCAGAGGCUGGAAGUCCAGGCCAUCCGUUGCACACUGGUAAACUGCACGUGUGAAUGUUUUCAGCCAGGGAAGAUUAACCUGAGGACUUGCGAUCAGUGUAAACAUGGCUGGGUGGCACAUGCCUUGGAUAAACUCAGCACGCAGCAUCUAUACCACCCCACCCAGGUGGAGAUCGUGCAGUCCAACGUGGUGUUCGACAUCAGCAGCCUGAUGCUCUACGGGACGCAGGCGGUGCCGGUGCGGCUAAAGAUCCUGCUAGACCGUCUCUUCAGUGUCCUGAAGCAAGAGGAGGUGCUGCACAUCUUGCACGGCCUGGGCUGGACUCUGCGGGAUUACGUCCGGGGGUACAUCCUUCAGGAUGCUGCCGGCAAGGUACUGGACCGCUGGGCCAUCAUGUCUCGAGAAGAGGAAAUCAUCACCCUUCAGCAGUUUCUGCGGUUUGGAGAAACCAAGUCCAUUGUAGAGCUGAUGGCAAUUCAGGAGAAAGAAGGGCAAGCCGUAGCUGUACCAUCUUCAAAGACAGACUCAGACAUAAGGACUUUCAUUGAGAGCAAUAAUCGCACCCGGAGUCCCAGCCUUCUUGCUCAUCUAGAGAACAGCAACCCUUCCAGCAUUCAUCACUUUGAAAACAUCCCCAACAGCCUUGCGUUUCUGCUUCCAUUCCAGUACAUAAACCCAGUCUCGGCCCCACUGCUAGGAUUGCCUCCAAAUGGGUUACUGUUAGAGCAACCGGGACUGAGGCUGCGGGAACCAAGCCUUUCAACCCAGAAUGAAUACAAUGAGAGCAGUGAAUCUGAAGUAUCUCCCACACCUUAUAAGAAUGACCAGACACCCAAUAGAAAUGCCCUGACCAGCAUUACUAAUGUGGAGCCCAAAACCGAGCCAGCCUGCGUAUCCCCCAUUCAGAAUUCUGCCCCAGUCAGUGAUCUGACCAAAACUGAACACCCAAAAAGCUCAUUCCGGAUUCACCGGAUGAGAAGGAUGGGGUCAGCCUCCAGGAAAGGAAGAGUGUUCUGUAACGCAUGUGGGAAGACGUUCUAUGACAAAGGUACUCUCAAAAUUCAUUAUAAUGCUGUUCACCUGAAGAUCAAACACCGAUGCACCAUCGAAGGUUGCAACAUGGUCUUUAGCUCCCUCCGAAGCCGGAAUCGCCACAGUGCAAACCCUAAUCCUCGCCUUCACAUGCCCAUGCUACGAAAUAACCGAGACAAAGAUUUAAUUCGGGCCACAUCAGGAGCUGCCACCCCUGUCAUAGCAAGUACAAAAUCAAAUCUCACACUCACAAGUCCUGGCCGGCCCCCAAUGGGUUUUACCACUCCCCCACUAGACCCUGUCUUACAGAAUCCUCUGCCUAGCCAGCUGGUGUUUUCUGGGCUAAAGACUGUACAGCCAGUUCCUCCAUUUUAUAGAAGUUUACUCACUCCGGGGGAAAUGGUGAGUCCUCCAACCUCCCUCCCGACCAGUCCCAUCAUUCCAGCCAGUGGUACCAUAGAGCAGCACCCCCCACCACCCUCUGAGCCCACAGCACCAGUAGUGAUGAUGGCCACUCAUGAGCCCAGUGCCGACUUGGCACCCAAGAAGAAGCCCAGGAAGUCCAGCAUGCCUGUGAAGAUUGAGAAGGAGAUCAUUGAUACCGCUGAUGAGUUCGAUGAUGAAGACGACGACCCCAAUGAUGGUGCAGCUGUGGUCAACGAUGUGAGCCAUGACAAUCAUUGCCACUCCCAAGAGGAGAUGAGUCCAGGCAUGUCUGUGAAGGACUUUUCUAAACAUAGCAGGACCCGGUGCAUUUCAAGGACUGAAAUAAGAAGGGCUGACAGCAUGACUUCCGAGGACCAAGAACCUGAGCGGGACUAUGAGAAUGAGUCCGAGUCUUCAGAGCCCAAACUAGGCGAGGAGUCCAUGGAAGGGGAUGAGCACAUUCACAGUGAAGUGAGCGAAAAAGUCCUGAUGAGCAGUGAGAGGCCUGAUGAGAACCACAGUGAGCCCUCUCACCAGGAUGUCAUCAAGGUGAAGGAAGAAUUCACAGACCCCACAUACGACAUGUUUUACAUGAGCCAGUAUGGACUGUACAAUGGUGGGGGGGCCAGCAUGGCAGCCCUGCAUGAAAGUUUUACAUCGUCUCUGAAUUAUGGCAGCCCUCAAAAGUUCUCCCCAGAAGGCGACCUGUGUUCUAGCCCAGACCCCAAAAUCUGUUACGUGUGCAAGAAGAGUUUCAAAAGCUCCUACAGUGUGAAGCUCCACUACAGGAAUGUUCACUUAAAAGAGAUGCAUGUCUGCACGGUGGCUGGCUGCAACGCUGCCUUCCCCUCUCGCCGAAGCAGAGACAGAAACAGAAAUUUACGGAUGGAAAGAACCAUAGGUCCAGGACAUCGAGACAGCCUGCAUCUCCGUAGACACAGUGCCAACAUAAACCUGCAUCGCAAACUGUUGACCAAAGAACUCGAUGACAUGGGCCUGGACUCAGCGCAGCCCUCCCUUAGCAAGGACCUCCGGGAUGAAUUUUUGAUGAAGAUCUAUGGUGCCCAGCACCCCUUGGGGCUCGAUGUCAGGGAAGACGCCUCCUCUCCUGCAGGGACUGAAGACUCCCACCUGAAUGGGUACGGGAGAGGCAUGGCGGAGGACUACAUGGUCCUUGACCUGAGCACCACCUCCAGCCUCCAGUCCAGCAGCAGCAUCCAUUCCUCCCGAGAAUCCGACGCAGGCAGCGACGAGGGCAUUCUUCUCGACGACAUUGACGGGGCGAGUGACAGUGGGGAGUCAGCACACAAGGCCGAGGCUCCUGCCCUCCCUGGCAGUCUAGGGGCCGAAGUUCCAGGAUCUCUGAUGUUCAACAGCUUGUCCGGGAGCAAUGGUGGGAUCAUGUGCAACAUUUGCCACAAAAUGUACAGCAACAAGGGGACUCUGAGAGUGCACUACAAAACUGUGCAUUUGCGAGAAAUGCACAAGUGCAAAGUCCCUGGUUGCAAUAUGAUGUUUUCCUCUGUGCGAAGCCGAAACCGGCACAGUCAGAACCCUAAUCUCCACAAAAACAUUCCCUUCACUUCCGUCGAUUAGUCUCAGAACGGACAUUACAAAUGCCAGCUCUCACCAGAUGGCCUACAUAUCUGAACUGCCAUAGUCAGUGUGUGCUUGUGUACUUGGGGAGGGGGUGUGUGUGUACAUAUGUACGCCUCUGUGUCUACAUAUAUAUAUACACACACACAGACAUCUUUUCUUUAGGUAUAAAAAGAUAAACACUAGGUGCUUUUGAAAUUGUUUUCUUUUUCCUUUAUAGUUUUGGGAAAGGGAUGGGAUCUUUAAUUUGGGGGUGAAAACAAAGUACCCUUAAAACACACAUACACACACACAUACACACACAAAGUGUGCAACUAGCCCAAAUUCUGAAAGAAUAAGAAUUCUUGGUCCUCUCCAGAGGGACAAUUUGUUGUAUCCAUGACUGUUGCCUGCAAAAAAAAAAUAAAGGGAAAAAAAAGAAAAAAGAAACAAAAAAGGAACUUCUUAUAGUUGUCUUUUGUGAACUUUAAGGUUUUGAGAGAAUCUUCAAUUAAAGCAUGGCAGAUUCACCUGUAAAUAUUUAGCCUUGAGAGGCCAAUGAUGUAAAGCAAUUGUAUUGAUGGUUGUUUAACUCUUUUUGUUUAAUUUUUACAGUUACAUCCAGCUGUUAGAUAUACAGGAGAAAAAUAGUUUGCUGGCUAGCUCUAUUCAUUUAUGUUAGCAUUAAUGCACAUUUUUAAAAAAAAAAAAAACAUGGUCUUGUUUUUACUACCUGCUAGAUAUAGUGAUAAAGAGGUGCUGGCAUGCUUUACAGCACAGAUCGGAUUUUUUAAAAUGUCCUGUACUAGUACAUAAAUCCAGUCAUGCACUUUUUUUCAUACACUACAAGGGGAUGUGUAAUAUCCAUGCUUCUUUUUUAUCCUUAAACUAUUGCCACACUUCAAGUAAGUGUCUUUUUAAAAAAAUUCACUUGUAUAAAAAUGGUCUGGUCAGUAUAGGGCACAAAUGCCAAACAAAAGUAUUAGUGUUAACACAAAACUGCCAACUUUGCACAAGUUUCCAGAAAAGAAAAUACAAUUAGUCACUCAACAUAACCACAGGCCAAUUUGUCGGCCACCAGAAAACCGCUUUAAAAAAAGAACACUUGGUGAUUCUUUCAAGUGCCGAAUGUUAUUAGAAUCAACAUUGCAUCCUUCUUUGCUUAUAUGUUAAGUUCCAUAAAAGGAAAACACAAUUACAUGGUGUGAAACAGCCAAGGCAUUUACUCUUCAGAGGCAGGAUAAUAUUUCAGGAUACAAAAGCCCAAAUUACUCACUAUGGAACAAAGCUGAAUAUAGUAAAAGUGUUGAACACUCAUUUCCAAGGACCUAACCCUUCUCCUUUAAAAAGAAAGAAAGAAGUCUGCACUGGGUUGGUCUGUUGUAUGGCUGUCUAAUUUGUUGCAAGUUCUGCAGUAGUCCUAUGAUUCAGGCCUGUUUGAUAGACAAAAUCAAAAGACAUUUCACAGCGGCAGUACUUGGAAGCUUUGAAAACAUGUGCUGAACUUGAAUUGAGCAACACUCCUUUCUGAAAAGCCAGACGAAGGGGGGUUUAAAAUAGGAUCUCUCACUGUUGAGUGUUUUGUGUUUCCCCACAUGAUUUGUCAGAGAGAAAUGAAAGCAAGCCUGAAACCAAGCAAUUGAGAGUGAGAAAGAGAGGGAGACGAUUCUCCAAACCUUUUUUGUUUUUGUUUUGUUUUGUUUCCGAUGUUUACACAUGUUGCCUGAGCUGGUUAACCACAUGGGCAGCCCUCAGCUACCACAACAUACUGACUAAAUGAUGAUAUUUACUCAAGUUCAGUCUGCAGCCAAAACCAUUAGGACGUGCAUUGCAGACUGUGUUUUGUUGUCUGUUUUUUUCUUUUUUUUUUUAAGUGGAGGGGGGAAAGACAGAUAAACAAGGAAUAUUUUGUCUUAACAGUACACAAUAAUUUAAAGAGAAUGUAUUUCUUUUCUGCAUUUAAUGGCCUCAAACAUUUCUCUCAUCGGUCUCAAAGUUAGAAAUACCCCCUUUGUUUGAACUUUGCAUGUUGUUUCCAUUUUUCAUAUGUUUUGUAAUUAUUUUUUCUAUGUUCACAUCAGCAUUCACUUCCGUUAAAUUUGCCAAAGGAAACUGUUAAUAUGUUUCUGUUGUUGUUGUUAUUCCUGUAGGAUUUAUUGUACCUCACAGUAUUUAUUGUUUCCAAAAAUAAGCAUCAUUAGUUGAGGAUUCAGUAUUUUUAUUUGUAAAAAUUUCAGAAACAAUAGAUUCUUAAAGAUAAGCUAGACUUGUCUAGAAGCUUCAUCUUUUCAUCUCCUUCAGAGGAUGCUAUGGGGCUCGUUUAAUUCAUUUGUUCGCCAGUGAGGAAAGACCAAAAGUAUUCACAGUACAAAAGAAACCAUAUCAAACACUAUGUUAAAUGACAAAUGUUUACGGUAAAAAGCUGAGGAAUUAGUAAUAACCAUUUUUGUUUUCUUGUACCUUUGAAUUCCCCAAAGUCUUAAUUGCUUUAUUUUGGUGUUGUGUUAAAUUGAAUAGACAGAGAUGUUUUCCUUUGUUUUAUACCAUAUAAGACUAUGUACAGUAUGUUUGUGAAAAAUUGAACUAGAAUAAUGAA